This is a messenger RNA of Leptomonas pyrrhocoris, 1090 nucleotides long. Its product is annotated as putative mitochondrial spermidine synthase. Lineage: Eukaryota; Euglenozoa; Kinetoplastea; Trypanosomatida; Trypanosomatidae. The transcript has a single exon. The record is from RefSeq and is a predicted model, not a curated record. Bases 188 to 1090 code for a protein of 300 amino acids. Gene Ontology annotation, cellular component: cytosol. Gene Ontology annotation, biological process: spermidine biosynthetic process. Gene Ontology annotation, molecular function: spermidine synthase activity.
GAACAAAAAAAAAGUGCGUACUUUUCUAAGACUAGUCCGCCGGAUAUAUUUGCCCUUGUUGCUGUGGUGGUGGUGGUUGUCCGUGACUCGCCCUAUUUCCUGCUGCUACUGUCUGUACGAGUGCAUUAAAUCAUACACACACACACAUAUAUAUAUAUAUAGGACGUUAAAACCAACGGAAGAGGAAAUGCCCGGACCUGGUCUCCUGCCCGAUGGUUGGUUCCGUGAGGAGAGCACGAUGUGGCCCGGUCAGGGCCAGGGGCUCAAGGUGGAGAAGGUUCUCUACGACGCCAAGACGGAUUUCCAGCACCUCACCGUCUUCGAGUCCGAUCCAAAAGGCCCGUGGGGCACCGUCAUGACCCUCGACGGGGCCAUUCAGUUCACCGACUACGACGAGUUCGUGUACCACGAGAUGCUCGCCAACUUGUCGCUGACGACGCACAAGAAGCCCGAGCGCGUCCUCGUCAUCGGCGGUGGUGACGGCGGUGUGGUGCGCGAGGUGCUGCGCCACAAGAAUACGAAGGAGGGCAUCGUGCAGUCGGUGGAGCUCGUCGACAUCGACGGGGCGGUGAUCGAGCAGAGCAAGCUGCACUUCCCGCAGAUCGCGUGCGGGUUUGCGGAUCCGUGCGUGACCGCCACCGUUGGCGACGGCGUCGCCUUCGUGAAGGCUGCGGCGGACAACGCCUACGACGUCAUCAUCAUCGACACGACGGACCCGGACGGGCCUGCGUCGGAGCUCUUUGGGGCUGACUUUUACAGGAACGUCCUGCGCAUCCUGCGCCCCGGCGGCAUCGUGUGUAACCAAGGCGAGUCCGUCUGGCUGCACCGCCCCCUCAUUGAGACGAUGAUGGGUUUCCUGAAGAAGGAGAUCGGUUUUGCGACGGUGAAGUACGCCAUGAUCUACAUCCCCACCUACCCGUGCGGCAGCAUCGGCACGCUGGUAUGUGCCAAGUCGCCGGAGACGGACGUCGUGGUGCCGGUGCGUCCUGUCGAGUCGCUUGGCUUUGCGAAGGACCUUAAGUACUACAGCACGGACAUGCAUAAGGCGUCGUUUGUGCUCCCCCGCUUUGCUGCGCAUCUGAAUGAGUAA